CACAAAUCUGCCUUGCAUCUCCCUCUUAUCUGUUCCUUCCAGCCCCUGUCAGCGUGCAUACGAACCGAUUUCAUCGCAGAUCUAUCAUUCCUGGAAUCCCACCAGACCAGCCAGCACCGUGAUGAAGCUGCUCUCUGCCCUCUGCCUCAUCGCCCUCUUGGGCACAGCACUCUGUCAGGAUGCCGCGCCACCCGCAGCAGCAGAGCCUAUGGCUGAGCCGAUGCCCGAAGGCACCACCGAGGGGGACGUGGAAAUCGACUGCGACAUCGCCGAGAACGCCGUGCUCGACGAAUGCCGUAGGCAUGCAUGGAGACACGCACUCACACGCGCAUGGGGUGCAUGGGGGUGGUGCAUGUGACUCACGAGGGCAUGGUGUGUGUCUGUGUGUGCUGUGUCAGAGGAGGUGAGUGGGCAGGUGCCUCUCGUCGAGCCGGGAAUGCCCCCGGCGGAGACUGAAGUAGUGAAUGCCACAGUCGCCGGCGAAGGUGAGAAGAGACACGGGUCUGCCUCAUGUGGUUUCACGUGCCCUUCAUGUGGGUGUGUUGUUGUGUCCUCAUCUUUCUCGUUCAGCGUUCGUGUGCAUGCCGGCUGCACAGUACGGUGGAUACCGCCGGUUGGGCAGGAAGAAGAACCACUACGGCGGCGGUGGCGGUGGCGGUGGCUACACGAAGACCUAUCACACCAAGGGCUACGACUGCACCUACGGCGGCAAGGGCGGCGGAUGCACUGGAAAAGAGUGCGGUCAGUGAGGAGGGAGUGGACAUGCACAUACACACAGAAAGAUAGCACGGAACACAUGAGCUCAUCUGUGCUGUCCGGUCAUGUUGUGGCUGUGCAGUCGAAGGGCCUGUCGAUGGCUCAUCGUCAUCCUCAACCACAACCACAGAAGCACCCACUUCCGCACCCGGCAGUGUCCCCGCGGUGGCUUAUGCUCCUCCUGAGGGUGCUGAAGCUGCUCCCCCUUCCAACCGACAGCUCGGCCAGAAGCACUACAGCCACGGCGGCUACUACGGCCACGGCGGCUACUCCGGCCACGGCACGUACUACGGCCACGGGAAGCACGGCGGCUACAGCGGCCACGGCAAGUACUACAGCCACGGCAGCAAGGGCGGCUACAAAUGCGCUGACAAGACCUGCGGUCAGUGAGGAGGCAGUGGACACACAGACACAAGAGCACGGGCGACAUGGGCUCUCAUCUGUGCUGUCCGGUCAUGCUACGCGUGUGUAGGUGAGGGUGGUGAGGGUGGUGAGGGUGGUGAGGGUGGUGACGGUGGUGACGGUGGUGACGGUGGUGUUGGUGAGCCCGGGAGUGUGCCUGAGGCUGUGCCCGCUGUGGCGGCUCCUCCAGCUGCUGCUGGUUCCACUGGUAGUGCUCCUCCCCCCACCCGACAGCUCGUGGAGUCCUGUAGCGGUAGCAGUGGCACCUCAUGUGGUGAGAACAAGAAAAGACACAUGCCCACCGGACACGAUUACUCACCUUUUGUAUCUUGUCUUGUCCGACUGCAGGUGCACGUGCUCCGGUGCCUGCAGCUGCCAAUUGCGUGCCUGCUGCAGAGGGUGGAGCACUCCCACAAGGAUGCGGUAAGGGAGGCAGACAAGUGGUGCAUGCAUCAGUCACAGCACGUGAUGUCUGUCCAUGUGUUUUGUGUCACUGUCAUAACUCCCGCUGAAGAUGAGGCAUCACCUCCUGCUAUGGCAGAGGCCGCACAAGCACCGGCACCGGUGGCUGCUUCUGCUCCUGCUGAUGGCUCUCGACGACUGCAGACUCAGGGGGCGGCGGCGGCGUGUGCCAACGGCGUGAAUCCAGAUGGCACACCGUGCGGUAAGUGAGAAUCACAGACACGUGCGAUCAUAAGUGCAGGUGUUCAUGUGUGGAUGUGUAUGGUGUCUUUGCGGCAGGUGCAACUGCAGCAUACGCCACCCCUCCGCAGCAAGCCAUGGCAGCAACACCACAAUAUGCGGCGCCUGGUAAGACAGACAAGGCAACACGGAGAGAAGCUGUCCGAGCCAGCAUUCACUGGCACUGGUGUGCUGUGUGCGCGCGCGUCAGGUUCCUCAUGCAUCCCCGGUGGCCGUCGUCUUGGCACGGGCUCGAAGGGCUACGGCUCCUCGUGCGGCUACUCGAGUGGUGGCCACGGGGGCUACUACAGCGGCGGGCACCAAAAGGCGUCAUGCGUCGGCUCUGACGGAACGACUGCCGUCGACUGCAGCGGAAGUGAGCAACGAAGAAUCUGCACCCCACUUAUACCAUCCAUGGAAUGCAUAUCCAUUUCGUCUCGUGCUGUGGCUCCGUUCUCUCGCUCAGGCUAUAUUACUCCAACAGAUACUGCAUCGGCACCCCCAUCACAAUCCUCCUCCGCAGCAGCCCCCGUCGCAGCACCCCCAGCCGCAAGUUCCACUGCCAGCGCCCCAACCCCACCCACUGGCGGCGGCCGCCGGUCCCUCCGUGCCGACCUGACGAGAGUGGAAGGUGAUGGGACGGCGGCUGAGAUGGUGGCGGCCCCUGCUGGUGCUGCGCCAGCUGCUGCUCCUGCUGCUGUGGCAGAGGCGGUCACUGAGGCCCCCGCUGAGGAGGAGCCCUGAGGGCGACUGACUGGCUGACGUGACACUUGACUGACUGCUUGGCUGCGUGGAUGGAUGGGUGUGUGCGAGGGGGCGGGGGAGUGAGUGUGUGGCUGUGUCUGUUUUGCAUACCUAUCUAUCUAAACUGGCUGCCUGUCUGCGUGUCACGUGUCGAGAGAGAGUUGAGUCGUGGUGAUGCAUGCGAUGACGAUGCAGAUGCACAGUUCCUAGCGUUUUAUUCCUUGGCCCCCACACACUUUAUUCCUUGGCCCCCACACACACGUCACACACACCGCCACACCCCCACUCAUCACACGCACAUCUAUCUGUCGUGGAUGCAUUGAUGGCUACAUGGAUGGUUGAGUGAUUGCCUGGUGUUGUGUGGUGUCGGUGCGUCUGUGUGUAUUUAUCUCCCGGCCGUGUCAGUCGGGCCAGCAGCAUUGGUUGUCUGGUUCCCUGGCCGGUCGGUCGGUCGGCUGGUUGGUUGGUUGGUUCCUUCAUGGCUGUUUAUGUUUCUGGCGGUCCAUGGACAGUGGACAGCGCCUUUUUUGCCUGCCAUACAUGCGAACGAACGAACAAACGGACGACAAGAAUGAGCGAUCGAGCGGUUGAUUACAUAUUGGUGACCAAUAUAUUGGUAGCUGCUGCAGAGACAGAGUGGGAAGACGACAAGACGAGACAUUGUGUGUGUGUUGGUUGGUUUUCCCUUGUGUCUUUGUGUGCGCUGUGAUGUGAUGUGAUGUGAUGUGAGACAAAAGGGGCGGUAUGAUGGGUCGCGGCGGCCGAUUUUGGAAGGAAGGUGUGUGCGAUGUGGGCGGUGAGCUCUCUGACGGACGUCUAGCAAGCGAGCACAGGAAGGAUCCAUGAAUGGAUGGCUGAGAUGUUUUCUGUGGUGCGGUGCGGUGCCUGAGGUCGUCUUUGCCCUGAAUGGAUGGAUGGAUGGAUGUCAGGCAUCUCUCGCUCUGGCGCGGUCAUUUGCUGUCUGGCCCGGCUGCCGGUAGGCAACGCGGGCGAUGUACACUUUUUCUUGUACAACGGUAGUCUGGCUGGCUGACUGAUUCUUUCUGGCUGGCGCUCUUGCUUGCCUGCCUGCCUGCUUGCUGGAGGUCUCUGACUGGAUGACACGGGCACCCACCGACUUGCUGCCCGCCUCUGCGUGCGUUCGCCGCCCACCCACCCCGCCCCAUGUGUGUGUGAUGUGAAGUGACGUUGAAGUGAGAGUGAGUGAGAGUGGGUGCUUUUGUGUAUGGCCAUGCCAUGUGAUGUCAUGUCAUGGAUGUGAAGUGGUGUGUGUUGAUGUGCGUGGUGUUUUGUCACCCUGCAAAUUCGUCUGGUGCCCUUUUGUUUACUAUCGCCACCACCCCAUCCACUCACACGUCCCAUACCCCACAGCCACACAGCACACCAUGCAUGAAGAGAGAGCGAGCUGCCCAUAAGCAUGCAUGGGGAUUUAAUUCAUGCGUACAUGCUGGCGGACACACUGGCUGACUGACUGACUGACUGGCUGACUGUCCCAUAAUACCGCAGGUAGGGGAGGGAAUGAGGAUCGCAGGUGGGUAAUCGCACAUGGACGGAUGGGGUUGAUUGAUUGAUUGUAUUGGUUGCCUCUCUGUUUGUCAAUUCCUUUUCCCGCCCUUUUACCAAAACGACAGACGAUAGCUAGCUAGCCGGCCGGCUGGUGUAGAGCGUUGUAGGGAUAGUGACGACCGACCGACAAAGGAGUGAUUGGGUGGGUGAGUGGCCGCCAUCGAUUCGAGUGAUGAGUGCGUGUCUGUCUGAAUGACCUGCCCGUUUUGAAUGACUGAAUGUGAGUGACCGUAUGUAUGGUGUGGAUGCCAUGGCUGCAUGCGAGAGGG
Molecule: messenger RNA, 4418 nt
Organism: Vitrella brassicaformis
Lineage: Eukaryota; Vitrellaceae
Source: the annotation of a GenBank genome assembly